GUUACAAAAUGCUACCUGUUUUCGUUUAGUAUGCACGGUUGAACGGAAAAUUUUCACCAUGAAUGAACAAUCAUUUUUUCAAUGGGAUUUGGUCCGCCAGCCUCUUCAGGGUCAAGCCUUUGGCAUGGGGGCAUCCCUUCUUGAUUUCAGCAUCCUGGAGUUAAGAAAGGAAAAAUCACGGGAUGCUGCCAGAUCAAGGCGAGGAAAAGAAAAUUAUGAAUUUUAUGAACUUGCAAAGUUAUUGCCAUUGCCUGCUGCAAUCACAAGUCAACUGGACAAAGCAUCGAUCAUCCGUCUGUCUAUAAGUUACCUCAAAUUACGUGAAUUUUCUAAUCAUGGUGAUCCACCUUGGAACAGAGAUGCUUUACCAAAUAAUAAAACUUUAAAAGGGCAUGGCAGACGACGGAACUUGACCAGUGUAGAUUUGAUUGAAAGCCAUCAGGGGACACAUAUAUUACAGUCUCUGGAUGGUUUUGCCUUUGCUCUUGGAAGUGAUGGAAGAUUUUUGUACAUAUCAGAAACUGUCUCAAUAUACCUUGGGCUUUCACAAGUUGAGAUGACUGGUAGCAGUAUUUUUGACUAUGUUCAUCAUGCAGACCACAAUGAACUUGCUGAAUAUCUUGGCUUAGGCUUUCAAAACGUAGUCAGUAAUGCUCCAUCACCAGGCUCUACAUCAGAUGAGGGAUCAGCACCUUCAACACCUCGUCCAAUGUCUCCAUCCAAUCCUGAUAGAGUUGCCUAUAUGAUACCAAAUCCUGACAAACCACUAGAAAGAACGUUUUGUUUGAGAAUGAAAUCUACCCUGACAAAAAGAGGUGUUCAUGUCAGAACUUCUGGAUAUAGGGUGGUAUAUGUAACUGCCCAUUUUCGUCCCCAGAUGUGUUUUAACCUGAACAGAAAAUCUACAACACAGUAUUUAGGAUUGGUUGGCAUUGCUAUAGCACUACCCCCUCCCACCAUCACAGAACUCAGGAUAGAAAGUGACACAUUCAUAAUGAGGCUAUCUCCAAACUUAAAAAUCCUAUACUGUGAUACAAUGAUAACAGAGUUAACAGAUUGGAAUAGUGAUGAUGCCAAUAACAGAAUGUUCUAUGAUUUCUGUCACGCUGGAGAUGUUAUCAGAAUACUCAAACAUCAUGAAGAUUUAAUGCGUAAAGGCCAAGUUCUGACAGAUUACUUCAGAUUUAUGAACAAGAAUGGUGGAUAUGUAUGGGUACAGAUGUGUGCUACCACAUUGUUUAGUUCCAAAACAUCUGAUGAUCAUACCAUCCUUGCCAUUAUAUAUGUACUAAGCGGAAUACUUCAUCGAGGCUGUGUAAUGGAUCAGAAUCAAACAUCAGGACCUAUAAGACAUUUAGACACAGAUCAGUCAGAACAUCAAAGUGAACAUGGAUCUGACAUAGGUGAAGCCAAGUCUGACACAUUAACUUGCCAUAAGUCUCCUACACAUGACCCCUGGGAUACAAGUGUUACUUCUUCUACAUCCCAGCCAGUAGAAAACUUACAAAACUCACCUGAUGAACUGGACAACAUUGACCUUGAUAAAGGUCAAACUGAACAUUGUUUGACACCUGAUGAUUUGAUUGACUGUCAAGAGGAAGCUGCUAGAAUUAUUUCAGACAAUUUACAUGACAAAAUAAGUGUAAACAAAACAGAUUUCAAAUAUUCUAGACGAAAAACUGAAAAGCCAAGAAAAAGAAAACGAGACUACAGUGUUGAUCAAGAUGAUGUUGAUGGACAUUGUACAAUAUCAUUGAUAAAUAGUCAUUUAAGUCAUGAAGAUAAAAGUGAACGAUGCAGCUCCACUUCAAAUGUAAGUAAUCACAACGAAGACUAUGAAAUGUCUGAAAAUAGUGACAAUACAUUGUAUUCUGUGACAGAAGAUUUAUCAAGACGAUCUUCAAAUACUCAUAUCCGGGAAGAAAACCAGUCUGAAUUAGGCUGGCAAAAUUUGGAUGACAUAAACCACAAUUCAGUAGCUAGUUCUGUUAAGGAUUUGGAGGAUGUAAUGAAUCGUCAUUUACCCGUUACUGGUAUUGAUAAUGGAAUGAAGUCUCCUACUGAUCUCACAGUGCAGCAAAUAGGUGGUGCUAUGAAUAGACAAAGGUCUGCCAUUCAAUGGGCUGGAAAUAGUCAUGAUAGUAGUACACUUCCAGCAUCAAACUUGUUGCGAACUUUAUAUGCCAACCGGGAGUCUGUUAUCCGUAGUAACACCCGUCCAUCAUAUGUGAAUAAUGAUCCAGUGAACUUAUUGACCCCACCAGAAAAUGAGGGUCAUAAAGACCAUUUGACCUUACAUAUCCCACACAUAGUCAUUAGUAAAAGUACAGCUUUGCCAUCAUAUUCUGGCUCUACCGUCUCGUGUAGUCUGCAAGAUACAUUUGACAUUACACCGCCAGCAUCUGUGUCACCAAAUGAUAAAAUUCCCUCACAUUUAUAUGAUGGACACUAUGAACAUAGUGUUGCCAGUUCAAGUUUGGCAGCACCAAUUCCAGUGAAAUCACAAGCAUUUUCACUGUCAUUUGUUUCUCCUAGUCCAGACUAUAAUAACGGAACAAAAAUACAUCCUGCAUCAUAUCAAGUUGGUGAGCACCCACCAUUCAUAUAUGGCGGAAAUAGUACCUCUGGAGUUAUAUAUGACUCUUGGUAUUGAAAUUUACUAAAAUUACUUAAAUUUAUUUCUUCUUUUAUUUAAACUUGUCUAUUUCUAUGUUUUCAGUAUACUCUAUACAGAAAUGAAAGGUUUAGAAAGUAAAAGAAAAAUCAGCUCAAAUCUGUGAAAUAAAAGAAGAAUAAAAUUUUGAGAAGAUUUUUUAUUUCUAAGCAGUAUUUAAAUGUUUUGUUAUAUAUUUGUGACUUUUACUUAGUAAAACUGAGUUAUUAAUUUUGUAUGUAAUACGUUUAAUAAAUUUUAUUCUUACUGAGAGGGUUUGCCAUAGCAAACUUACUAGUAAGAAUCUAAAAAUUGAUAAUAGUCUGUAAAUGCAUUGAAACUUGUAUUCAUUGAUGUACUUUUGAAAAUAGUCCCUCAUGGAUUACAUGCUUGAGAAGUCUAUUUUUGUUUUGCCAAGGGUACACCAGAUCAUAAAGUUUACUAAAUUCAGAUAUAUGUAGACAACUGUUUAAAGUUGAACUUUGUUUGAUUUUUAACUUUGUUUUCCUGUCAAAAAAAACCAAUUAUUGCUUUUGGGUAGUUUGAAGGAUGGGCAAGAUUGAAGUUACAAACCAUGGGAUUAAUUGAGAACCAUUAAACUAAUCCUUUUCAAAUUUUAAUAUGGUGUUUCUGAUGACAAAAUAGAGGUAAAAUUCUCUGUUGCUGUAAAUGAGUUAUGGUCCUUGAUUGAUUUAAAAACUGUGCUUUAUGUCCUUUCCAAGUAAUAACAUAAGAACUCUUUAACCAAUCCUUUUCAAAUUUUAAUACAUUGUUUAGAGGACAAGGGAGCUCAAAUUUGAUUCUUGCAAGUUUCACUUAUGGUUUUCUGAAGUUAUGUUCCUCUUUCUCCUGAUUGCUUCAUCAGUGACACUCAUAAAUGUAAAGGUACCCUGUUUGCUGUCAAACUCUUGUUGAUAUUUAUUCCAAUAUGAGUUCUCCAUUUAAAUAUCUUGAAAAAAGAACCCUUUUUUUCAGCAUACUUUGUAUUGUGUUUUUUGAUAUACUGUGUAGGAAGAGGAUGUGAAAUUAUAUAUGUAUUGCAUGUGAAGCGAUUAUUAUUUAUGACAAAAGAUCUGGUUUUAGAAAGUUAUAUGAAAAGAAAUAAAAAAUUGAAAAAAAAGAAAAUAUGCAUGGAUGUUGCAAUAUGAUUAACUACCAAAUCUAAGGAAAUUCAUUCAUGUCAAGUUGGAGUUACAUCUAAAAUUAACACAACUGUAAAUUAAUUAAAAUUUAUAACAUGUGAUUUUUUUAUCUUUGAAUACACCAUUAUCUACCUGUAUAUUUGUAAAAUUUCUUAAAGAUUUGGACCACCCUUGAACACAAGCUUCUUUAAUUACAAACUAAUUUUUUUUAUGUAAAAAAUGUUAAGCUCAUCCUGCAUGAGCCUCACACUUGGAUUCCAUCAUCAGUUGUUCUAUUUAUGAUUCUUGUAUAAACUUUUCCAUUUUUGAUUUUUUUUCUCUCAGAUACCACAGUACAAAUUGAAACAAAAUUUGAUCAUAAUCUGUUUAGGGUGUCUAGUUUAAAAAUACGUCCAGUGUUCCAGAUAAUCAGCCAAUGUGACUGUUGUUGCAAAAACACAGAACACUAGGGUAAAAUAGAUUGAUUUGUUAUAUGCAGCUAUUUUUUAGUUGAAAGUGAAAUAAUUCAUAAUUAGCUACAAAUUUGUAAUAGUGAAUCUAGUUUUACCUAUUAUGACUGCCUAAGCUGAUACAUGGGUUAUAUGAACUGAAAUGUGUAAGAAGAAAUUGUAAAUCACAUGUAAGUUUUAAUCCAGUGUAAUCACUAAGAGAAUUUCAUGAACAUGGCAUUUUUCUGCUCUGUUGUCAGUCUUCCUUGACAUAUAGUUGUAGGAUAACUUUUUUAUAUGAGUAGUUACAUAUCAUAUUUUGAGCUUGAUUUUAUUUUAUCGACUUUUGAUUGCUCAGUUUUUAUACAUAUUAGUGCUGAUAUUUGAUACUUGAUUGAAUAAUUGCAGAUAACGUAUACAUUUUUAUCAAUUUGACCAACUUUUACUCAAUUAUUACACUUGGACUUCAAUAUAAAUAUGAUGGCUCCUUAAAAGCUUGUCUCAGAUAGUGAAAUAGUGGUAUCAAGUCUUAUUUCAAUUUGCCAUUCUCUGUAAUGUUCUACUUACUGUUUGCACAAUAGAUACAAUACAUACAAUGUAUACUGUAUUUGCCAUUUUUGGUAGUAGCUCACCGUUCAUUAUAUAAGGUGUGGAAUGAUUUAUCUUUUUCUUUUUUUCUGGUAGAUAUGAAUUUAUACCCUCAAAUUAUAUUAUAAAAUACUUUUUUUCUCUCUCCAAUCUGCCUAUGAGUGAAUGAGCUGUUGGAUUUCCUCUGGUUUAAAUCCUUUUGUCUUUCAUUUUACACUCAAAACAACAGAUUUCAUACUGUUGAAAGUAGGGUGUUUCUGGAUGUACACUCUAUAUAUCCUUCAUAAGAUUGAGAAACACUAAAACUGAUAAACCAUCCAGGAAGUAUUAACAUUGAUCUGUAUGUGGAUGCUGUUUCAACCAAAAAAUUAUUGUUACUGGUACCUUGAAAAUUUUAUUUGAUAGAAGUUUGCUCAUAGCAGCACAGUUUACAAUAGUGUUAUUUCUGCCAAGAGAAUAAUGGUAGAAAUUAAUACUGUAAAUUCAGAAAUUAUUGUGUCCAUUUAUUAUUGCGAUUUUUGAAGAGUGGAUAAAAAUGAGAGAUAAAUUAUUGUGAUUUCAGGAAAAUCUGCAUUAAGAUACAUGUAUCAGACAUCAGAAUGCGAGGUCUUAUUAUUGUGAUACUCACACAGUGGCAUUAUUCACAUUAAUAAAAAACUCUCAAUAAUUUCUGAAUUUACAGUAUAGUUGAACAAUGAAAACCAUAGUAAAUGACAUGUUUAUUUUAACAGUAUUGUUGUUGUUUUUUUUACCAAUAUAAUUGGUUUUGUAUGAUUGUUAUCAUGUACCUCAUUAUGAGUCUAAAAUGAAUGUUAUAGAUUUGUUAGCUGAAUGUCAUUACAAUGAAUGUUGCUUUAUUGUCAUCAACAUUAAAAAAAUACAUUUCCUUGUGA
Mytilus californianus (California mussel) is the source of this 5704-nucleotide messenger RNA. RefSeq names its product protein trachealess-like. Lineage: Eukaryota; Metazoa; Mollusca; Bivalvia; Mytilida; Mytilidae. Gene Ontology annotation, molecular function: protein dimerization activity; DNA-binding transcription factor activity, RNA polymerase II-specific; RNA polymerase II transcription regulatory region sequence-specific DNA binding. The coding region runs from base 59 to 2653 and encodes 864 amino acids. The record is from RefSeq and is a predicted model, not a curated record. Gene Ontology annotation, biological process: regulation of transcription by RNA polymerase II. The transcript is spliced from 12 exons.